AGCUGACAUUGAGCUGUAUGUAUAGCUGACUGCUAAUGGAAUGUUGGAUGCCCACGUUGUGCACAGGGCUCCAUAGAAUCAGAUUUGUCAUAAUUUGAAAUAUUGUCAUCCAAACGUGUGGAAGUAAAGAUGUCACAAUCUUCAGAACCUUCGGGUGUAAAAAGUGAGGCUCCAAAAGAGAAGGACUAUCGUACCCCUGGAUUAAGAGGAGUGAAAACUACGACUCUCUUUCGAGCUGUGAAUCCGGAGCUUUUCAUCAAACCUAAUAAACCAGUUAUGGCGUUUGGACUUCUAACAAUUACACUGUGCGUUGCUUAUAUUGGUUACUUACAUGCAACAGAAGAAAAUAAAAAAGACGUUUAUGAAGCUAUUGACAGUGAAGGAACACGGUACACAAGAAGGAGAACCUCCAAAUGGGAUUAAACUGAACUUUGGGUAUCAAUUAUGCACAUUUAAUAUUGUAUUAUAGUAAAUGACAUCUAAAUGUUAUAUUUUGAUUAUAGACAUGGUCAGGUGGCAAGACUCUGUUUCUUUUUAAUAAGACAAUGAUAUUCAUGGAAUUAAGGGUUGCUGUGCUUUGAGGUACAUGCGGUGUGAACCAAAAAAAAUAAUACAUUGCAGGGGUUGUAUUGAUGUAGAUUAAAGGAGGAGAUUCACAUAUUUGUUUUAAUAUUUUUUCACUUUGAUAAUCCUCAUCAUUUUAAAUCUUAAUGGAUAUUUUUUUUUUUUUUUAAUCAUCAGAAAGGUAGUUCCCCGUUAGUACAUCACUGUAUAAUUUCCAAAGUUUCUGUUAAUUAAUGCAAUCAUCUCAGGCUAUACACGAAUCCUCUGUUUUAUCGAAUAUCCUAAAAUGUAAACAAUACUGUUCGACUCUUCCUGUUCACCAAUAGCCAUACUAAACUUAUACUAAAUUUGUGUACCUCCAGAGUAUCAGUCUCUUUACCCUGUUAUGGUCAGAGGGUUUCAGAGAUUCGUUCCAUUCAUGACCUAUUUCUUUUUGGCACUUCUGCUAUAUGUUUAUUUUACUGUAAUUUAAUGCUUUCUCUUUACUGGACUUUUAGGGCUUUCUUCUGACAACAUAUAUGUAUAAUUAAAGUGAACCUGUUGUGACAAAAAGUCUACUAAACUGAAAUUUCGCCCAUAUAUAUUGAAUACACCAUAAAUCUCAAAGAUACUAUGUAAAAUAUAGGGAUUUACUCACCUCUUCUCCGUUCCAGCGCUGCCAGCUUUAUGGGCGUUACUGUUUGUGUAAUAACCACUUCCGGGCCAUCCUCCACUCCGGCUCUUGUGUUCUUUGAUUUGCCCUGCUUGGAGAUGCAUCCCCAAGCAAGGCAAACUUCCACAGUGACAUCGGCACUCUAGCCUUGUUUCUAGCGUGCCAGUUUCAAAAUGAUGCUGGCUAGGGAGCUUCCAUAGCAACCACAGCACGUGUGGGAGGUCUUUUAUACUCUCCUUUGUCUAACAGCUGGAAGAAAAGCCUAUAUUUAAAUAGGUUUUUAUCCUCAUUUAUACAUUUGCUGGCAAAACAGCUUAAGCAAUCUAUAGCUAGGGAUUUUAUGCUUAAUCUUAUGAGCAUAACUUGUUUGGGGCAUGACAGGUCCCUUUUAACACAACUGUAAUUAUGGGGGAAAUUCUCAGUUUUGCUCACAAUAACCUCUACACAACUAGUGCAUACAGGAUAGAGAGCCUGAUUGACAGGCAUUGGGUCACUUUGAUAUACUAAUACAGCAAUCUGAAGCUCUGGGCAUCUUGUUAACAUUAUUGCUGGAUGUCUCAUGCAUGUCUCACUACCACCAAAGAAUUUGGAUUGCGACGGUCAUCCCUCUUUGUGGCAUGGUACCAUGGCCAUUGGAUGCCUUUAGCAGCAAGGGCAUGGGAGCAGUCUUUUUCUAGAUUUACCUGCUUGUCAGGUAUCUGGAAAUAGUCAGGUCUCCCUGUGAUCAGGGACACCCAGUUUAAAUUGCAAAGUUUAUACAGUACGUCUCCAGUCAUGAAGGGGUUAAAGCGACAUUCUGAACCCCCAAAGCACUUUAGCUAGCUGAAGUGCUUUAUUUGUGAAGUGUGUGCUUUUUAUUUAUUUAAUUUUUUUUUUCUUCAUUUUCAUUUUACAAAAAGUGCAGAUUUCAAUAGAAAGUGGCACUUUUAUAAAUUAAAUGAGCACUAUAGUAUUACGAAUACAAAGAUGUUUUCCUAACACUAUAGGAACCUUCUACCCCACCCCCUCGAGCCCCUCACCAAGACAAUAUAAUGGGUUAAAUAACCUUUUAAAUGCUUACCCGAUUCCAGCAGUGUAGUACCAAACCGCUGGGUAAGUGUCCUCCUCCGCUCUCAGAUGAUCGGGACAAACCUAUGAUUGAUACAAUGCUUUCCCAUGGAGAUUCUAAAAACGCUGAAAUUCAUCGUACAAAGCAUGAGGACGUCCAGCGUUGUUUCACGGAGUUAAACUCUGUGAAACUGCAGGAUGCAUGUCUAGUGGCUGUGUAGAAAGUAUUAUCCCUGAAUUUUAAAUAGUGCAGUUUCUAUAAAAAUGCAAUGUUCUACAUUGCAGGGUUAAUGGGACAGGAACACUGCGUCCACGCCACUUUAAUGAGAUGAAGUAAUCUGGGUGCCUAUAGUGUCCCUUUAAGCUUGUUACAUCCCUCUGACCUUCAAGCAGACAGCAGGUUCUGUUACUUCCUGAUUUGUAGCUCAGUGGAGCUAAACUCAGAGGCUGGAAAUUGUUUACAGAGCACCUGCUUUGCAAAGAUUUCUCAUUGAGCUGCAUUGGAAUGUCUGUGAUUGGACAGCCACAGAAAAUCUGGUCUGGGAAAGGUGGUGUGGGCUUGCAAAGGCUUCAGAUAAGAGAACUUGCAAACAGUUUUUUGAUAUACUCCAAUGAAAAAAUGCUUAGUUAAAUGCAUGCAUGUUUUAAUCCAGGUUAAAUGUACUAAACCGUGAUUAUAUGUUAUUUUAUAUUUGGGCAGUGGAGUGUCCCUUUUAAUGCCACCAGAUACUUAUUAAAUGGCUUAUAGAAAAUGUAUCCAAAGGUUUUUUGGAAAGGCAGUAAGUAAAAGUUUCCUGGAGCGGUACAUUUGAGGGCACUUAUAUCAAAGCACAGAACAUUUGGAUCCAAGAAUUAUAAGAUUUUUAUUUAUUAGAACAUUCUUCAGAAGACCAUGUUUGCUGUUAGAGAACAUUAAACUGACAAACUCGUUUUUAUGUGAUAUGGCUGAUGAAGGUCUGAAAGCUAUAUGGGCUUAUUUGGCAUCUGUGGUGAGAUGUGCAGUAUGGCUUAAACCCCCCCAAAAUGCUUUGUGCAAGGUAAAUCUUUUAAAGAACUAAAAUUAUUCUAGCUGCCCAUCUAAGAGAAAAGAUCAUGAGCACGGGAUCAUAUACAUGCCCCCUAUACAUGUCACGGGAGGUGGAGAGGUAAGCCGCGCA
Messenger RNA from Pelobates fuscus (common spadefoot toad), 3420 nucleotides. It is a transcript of the gene SMIM8, whose product is annotated as small integral membrane protein 8. The transcript is spliced from 3 exons. The record is from RefSeq and is a predicted model, not a curated record. Lineage: Eukaryota; Metazoa; Chordata; Amphibia; Anura; Pelobatidae. The coding region runs from base 130 to 423 and encodes 97 amino acids.